This is a messenger RNA of Vitis riparia (riverbank grape), 1506 nucleotides long. Its product is annotated as GDP-mannose 4,6 dehydratase 1. NCBI's taxonomy places the organism in Eukaryota, Viridiplantae, Streptophyta, Magnoliopsida, Vitales, Vitaceae. The coding region runs from base 136 to 1257 and encodes 373 amino acids. Gene Ontology annotation, biological process: GDP-mannose metabolic process. The transcript has a single exon. Gene Ontology annotation, molecular function: GDP-mannose 4,6-dehydratase activity. The record is from RefSeq and is a predicted model, not a curated record.
AAACUUUCUCAUCACAAGCGCUCUUUAUAUUUCAACAACACCCUCACCGAUUAAACAGACAAAAUUCAAUUUUAGUCUCAUUUUCUCUCUCUCCCGUUUUUUUCUCAGCCUCGACACAGACGACGACUCAAAGCAAUGGCGUCCGAAAAAGAGACGGCUGGGUCCGGAUCUGCCGCGGCAAUCAACGGCGGCGAAGCCCUAGAACCACCGAAGCGGAAGAUAGCUCUGAUCACCGGCAUAACGGGGCAGGAUGGGUCGUAUCUAACGGAGUUUCUCCUGAACAAGGGGUACGAAGUCCACGGUCUGAUCCGACGAUCUUCCAAUUUCAAUACCCAACGCCUCAAUCACAUCUACAUCGAUCCUCACAACUCCCAUAAAGCUCGAAUGAAGCUCCACUACGCCGACCUCUCCGACGCCUCCUCCCUACGCCGCUGGAUCGACACCAUCGCCCCCGACGAGGUCUACAACCUUGCUGCCCAGUCCCACGUCGCCGUUUCCUUCGAGAUCCCGGAUUACACCGCCGAUGUGGUGGCCACGGGCGCCCUCCGCCUCCUCGAAGCCGUCCGAUCCCACAUCAUGGCCACCGGCCGAUCUCACAUUCGGUACUACCAAGCCGGAUCCUCGGAGAUGUUCGGAUCCACUUCGCCUCCCCAAUCGGAAACCUCUCCAUUUCACCCCCGAUCCCCUUACGCGGCCUCUAAAUGCGCCGCUCAUUGGUACACCGUGAACUACCGAGAAGCCUACGGGCUCUUCGCCUGCAAUGGGAUUCUGUUCAAUCACGAAUCCCCACGGCGGGGUGAGAAUUUCGUGACGCGAAAGAUUACACGAGCCGUGGGGAGGAUCAAGAUUGGGUUGCAGAGCAAACUGUUCAUGGGGAAUUUGCAGGCUUCGAGAGAUUGGGGUUUCGCGGGGGACUACGUGGAAGCGAUGUGGAUGAUGCUGCAGCAGGAGAAGCCGGACGAUUACGUGGUGGCGACGGAGGAGUCACACACGGUGGAGGAGUUCUUGGAGGUGGCAUUUGGGUCUGUGGGGUUGAAUUGGAGAGAUCAUGUGGUGAUUGAUAAGAGGUACUUUAGACCUGCUGAGGUUGAUAACCUUAAGGGUGAUUCUAGCAAAGCAAGGAAGGUGCUUGGUUGGAAGCCCAAGGUGGAUUUUGAGCAGUUGGUGAAGAUGAUGGUUGAUGAGGAUAUUGAAUUGGCUAAGAGGGAGAAGGUGCUUGUGGACGCGGGCUAUAUGGACGCACAGCAGCAGCCUUGAUUCAACCUAUUUCUUCCUCCAAUUUUGCUUUCAUAUAAAGCCAAUCUGCUUCUCGGUUGUUUGAAUUCAAAGGUUUUAGGUCUAAUAUAGUUAGCUUGAUUUCGAAGAUGGGUAUUUAUUAUUGGUGUUUAUUGUAAUUUCCCUAUUUUUAUUUGUUCUUUCUUGUUACGGGUUUUUAGAUUUACUGUUAAACCCAUUCAUACAAUUUCGGUAAUUCCAUAAUUGAACUAUUAUUUGUAUUCUGGGAUC